AUGGUUGGUAGAGACGGAGAUCGCAGUCGUGGUCAUGGUCGUGGCCGUGGCCGUGGCCAAGGUCGAAAGGGGAGGCCUAGGCUUUCUACUGGUCAGCCCCUUGACUUGCAUACGGAUCCAUACUCUCUUGUUGGGUCAUCAUCUGACACGACUGCUCUGACCAAUGGGAGACCGCCACCUGUUGCUACUACUACCCCCUCCCGUCAAGAGCCUCAGAUACAGAUGAUGCCUACUCCGGGUGUGCCAAUAUCAUGCACUCAACAAGCCAAUGAACCUUCCAACACUGCCUCACAUGGUGUGCAGAGUAAUCCAGCUAUUGGUCAAGGAACAUCCACUGCCACUGGUCACUCCAGCACAAGUGCUCCGAAGCUCAGAUAUGAUGGUGCCAAAUGUUGGCACCCACAUAAGCCUGGAUUGAAGCGUAUUUCUCAGGUUUUUAGGAAAAACUACAAUAAGCCUUGGCUGAGUUUUGAUGAGGCAGAUGAUGAUACUCGAAAAAUAUGGUGGACUAAGUGGAGGAAAUGCUUUGACAUUAUUAAUACGGAGGAGGAUAAUAUCUAUCAAGCUUGGAGGUUUAGGGCUGCCAAGCGCUUGCGAGGUAUGCUCCAUGCCAUUCGCAAAAAAGGUGCCCGUCCAUAUUGGAUCCCACCAGAAGUUCUUGGUGAAUUGAUGAGACGUUGGAACACUGAUGCCUAUAGACAAUUACAGACAAGAAAUACAGCUGCCAGGAAAUCAACUCAAGGUACUUCCCUUCAUACUACAGGAGGCACCACCUUUCCAGAAGCGAGAUUACGCUUACACACUCAUACUCGUAAAGAGGAUAGGACUCAAUGGGUUGAUGAACACUCUCGAAAGACAAAGGAUAUAUUUCAAGAGCGUAUGUUUCAGGCUGAGCAAGAGCGGCAGGCUGCUAUAGAGGCUGGUGUAACUGAUCCACCGCCUGUCUCUGAGGAUAGCAUAUGGAUUGAGACAGUGGGUGAAAAACGAAGAGGUAGGGUAUAUGGUAUGGGUGAGGUAAGGGACUCUUCCAUGGUGCGGCCUCGAGUUGAUGGGUCAACCACGACCACCAGCGCUGAUGUUUUGGAUCUUAGAGAACGAAUCAUAAUACUCAAUAGGGAAGUUGAACAACAUGCUGCUAAAUAUAGAGAGCUUGAAGACCGCUAUCAAAGGGAGAAAAGAGAGUGGCAACAGACUAUUGAAUCUUUGCGUGAGGAUCUCAACACCAGUAACUCACAGAUGGAUCAAUUUAGUCAUCAGUUGAGCAGUUUGACUGAGUAUGUGAGAGCCAUGGGUCCUAGUAGUUCUAGACAUGUGUUCUCCCACCUCCUCCUUUUACUUUCCCAAGCUCUCAGAAAAGCACAGCCCGAGUCCCAGUCCCAACCCCAGCCCCAGGUAGAAAACUCCCACCUAUUCUGCAGCGACCAGGACAACCACAGAGUUCUCAAAGGGAGGAUGAUUCUGACGAUUUUGAUGACUCAGAUGAUUAUUUAG
Messenger RNA from Arachis stenosperma, 1491 nucleotides. RefSeq lists its product as uncharacterized. Lineage: Eukaryota; Viridiplantae; Streptophyta; Magnoliopsida; Fabales; Fabaceae. The transcript has 6 exons. The record is from RefSeq and is a predicted model, not a curated record. The coding region runs from base 1 to 1491 and encodes 496 amino acids.